AUGCCAAUUUCGCCAAUUCUGCUUAUUCCAUUUGCGAACCAUGAUUCGACCGGCCAAAACAGCAAUGACAGCUCGAGUGGCGGUGGAACUGGCGGCGCCUCUGCGGCUCCCGGAACGCCGAAUUCUCAGGGCAUGAGGCCCAGCCCUUCGCCGACUGGUUCGUCAGGGUCCCGAUCUAUGUCGCCGGCAGUUGGUCAGCAAAGUUUACCGAUGCCUCCGCGCCCUUCCAGUAGUCAUUCGCAAGUUCCAAAUCAGCAAGCAAGUAGUAAUAGUAAUUUAGGUCACGCUAAUCAAUCGCAAUCGCAACAGCCGUCGGACCAUUCGAGGGUGGCUUCACCGAAUCGUCCGCCUUCAGCAUCUUCGAUUGGUGGUCCUCAGCAGGGUCCACCUCCACCACCUUCACAAUCCGCAAUGGCAGCUCAAGGAUAUCAGACUCAACCACCACACCCGCCGCACAUGCACGGCGGGUAUAAAAUGGGACCAAGUCCCGGUGGGCCAGGUGCAGGUAUGCCUGGUCCACAGCAAAUAUCACCAUAUCCACCACACAAUCCUCAAUCGCAGCAGUAUUCACCACAUUCGCAAGGGAGUUAUUCACCUAGACCCCAGGGAUACCCUGGAGGUUAUGGGCCUUCGCCACCAGGUGGCCAGCCAGGACAACCACCACCUCCUGGUCCUCCACCGAACAGUGUGGCCGGUGGCCCCGGUGCUUAUCCAGGUCAUCGCAUGCCUAACCAUGGACCCCCACCACAUUCUCAAUAUCCCCCACACCAACCUUAUCAACAAGGCUGGGGACCUCCCGGACCAGGACCACAGGGCCCAGGAAGUCAUGUAAAUAAUCACCAGCAGCAGCAACAACCUGGCAAAGGAAUGCCACCUUCACCACAACAACCGAAUCAAGCACAGUCCCAGCAAGGCCCACCCACUGGAGGACCUCCGCAAAGCGGCUCACCACGUCCUCUCAACUACUUGAAGCAACAUCUGCAGCAUAAAGGUAACUAUGGUGGUGCUCCUAGUCCCACACCACCCCAGGGCUACGGCAAUGGUCCGGGCAUGCAUCCCCCGAUGGGUCCACCUCACCACAUGGGCCCACCGAUGGGACCGACCAGCAUGGGCCCACCUUCCGGAACACCGCCGAACCAGCAGGGACCCCCGGGACCUCCCGGGCAGCAGCAGCCACCACAGCACAUAGGACCCAACAGUCAUCCCGAUGGAUCGGUACCACCACAACCGCACCAUCCGGAAUCGGGCCCCCUUGGCAGCCAGGACAACGGUCUCAGCGCGUCCGGUCCGGGCGGCAUCGGUCUGCCGCAUCCAGUUACCUCACUCGUUACAACGGGACCUGAUGGCGCUCCUCUCGAUGAAGCCAGUCAGCAGAGUACCUUAUCCAAUACCUCAGUAGCUUCCGGUGAAGAUCCGCAGUGCUCGACGCCCAAAUCGUCGCGCAAGGGCGACCCCUACAACCAAAGUCACCUGCCGGGUACACCGACGACCGCGUCACCCGGACCGCACAACCAGCACGAAGACUUCGAGAUGAGCUCGCCCGCCCCAUCCUGGCCGAGGACGCCAGCUAGUCCAGUAUUUAACAGCCACGUUGCUCCCGCGGAGACCCCCUUUAGAUCGACUAAGAAAUCGGACAGCCUGAACAAGCUGUACGAGAUGGAUGACAAACCGGAACGGCGACCCUGGCUAGACAAGCUGCUGGCCUUCAUGGAGGAACGGCGAACCCCAAUAACGGCCUGUCCGCAGAUCUCGAAGACACCGUUGGAUCUAUACAAGUUGUACGUUCUGGUGCAGGAACGUGGCGGUUUUCUUGAGGUGUGUAAGGUUACCAAAAGCAAGACGUGGAAGGAUAUUGCCGGAAUGUUGGGUAUCGGCGCCAGUAGUAGUGCGGCUUAUACGUUGAGGAAGCACUACACAAAGAGUUUACUAGCGUUCGAAUGCAAAUUCGAUCGCGGCGGCAUUGACCCGGGGCCAAUCAUAGCCCAGGUCGAGGCCGGUUCCAAGAAGAAGUCAAAGCAAACCGCAUCGGUUCCUUCGCCUGGUUCGUCCAACUCGCAAGACUCAUUCCCUGCCCCCGGAAGCAGUAGUGCCUCGAUGGAUGGCUAUGCGGGGUAUCCGGGCGCUGGUGGCUAUCCGGGGCCCGGUGCGGCACCAGAUUUUGCCCAGCAACCUGGGCAGCAGCCGGGUCAAUCUCAGCAACCUCCGGCGGGACCGGCAGGCCCCGGUGGACCAGCCGGACAACAGCGACCCCCGUCGCAGCAGAGCGGAACGCAAUCUCCUCAUCCAGGCUCGGCACCGCCAACAUCCGGGGAUAACAUUAGCGUAAGCAAUCCCUUCGAUGAUCCCGUGGGCCCUCAGCGGCCACCGUAUCAGCAAGGUGCUCCAUAUCCUCCAGCUAACCGCCCCCAAGGUGCUCCCUAUCAAGGACAACCCGGAGGCUAUCAGUAUGGCGCUCCGGAUCAGUACGGACCGGGUGCUGCUCCAGGCCAGUAUCCUCCAGGACAGCAGGGACAAUAUCCCCCAGCUGGCAGGCCAAUGUAUCCUCCCUAUGGUCCUCCGGAAUCUGGUGAAGGUCGAUCGACACCACCAGCUCCAAGUUCCGGCCCGCCAACUGCAGGUGAUCCCUAUCGAAGCUACGGCAAUGCACCGUAUCCGCCACCACCUCAGCAGCGUCCCUACCAACAACCUCCCCCGGGCAGUACAGGACCUUCACAAACUCCCCCGACGGGACCACCGGGGGCAGCCGGUCAACCCGGUGGACCUCCGACAACCGGUGCUCCAGGUCAGCAAUCCCCAUCACCUAUGCAACAAGGUCAGGGCUACCCUGCUACAACGCAACCACCACAACAAACCGACUAUUAUCGUCAAGAUCAGCCGAAUCAACCGAGAAGGCAUCCGGACUUUGAGAAGAGUCAGCAACCUUACCCACCUUAUCAACAGAGGCCGAUGUAUCCCGGUGGCUGGCAAGGUGGAGCUGGACAGUUCCGUGGUCAGUAUCCACCGCAGGGACCGCAGCAACAGUGGGGUACUCACAAUGGUCCCCGACCAAGUGGGCCUCCCGGUUCGCCUGGGGGUCCACCUGGAACUCCGGGAUCCCCGGCUCAGUGGAAUGCCGAAGCCAAUCGGUAUCCUCCAAGUCAGCAGCAACCACCAUACCCGCAACAUCAACAGGGCCAACAACAACCCUGGAACCAGAUACCUCCGGUUUCGCAAGGGUCUCCGUUGCGACCUCCGGCGCAAGGAGGCAAACCAUUUGCUACGAUGCAACGAUCCGGAAUGCCUGGACAACCGGGAAUGCCACCGGCUCAGAGUGGUGGACCCCCAGGGGUGCCCAGUGGUCCACCGAAUGCUGGCCCUGGACCUGUUCCGGUUCCUUCCCCGGCUGGUGCACCUCCUUCGGUCAGUGCAGCUCCAACUACAGCACCGGUUCCUGGGCCAGCUGCGAAACCUAUGCCACAAGCUUCCUUCACACCUGCUAGCACGGUUGCUCCCAAGCGGGACAUUGUUUUCCCUUCGGAUAGUAUAGAAUCGACGACCCCGGUACUAGUGAAGCGGAAACGUAUUAGCAAACUGGAAGUUGGGCAGACAGAUCCGUGGCGGAUAUUCAUGGCGUUGCGUUCGGGAUUGCUGGUGGAGAGCACGUGGGCCCUCGACGUACUGAACAUACUGCUGUUUGACGAUUCAUCGGUGCAAUACUUUGGUCUGACGAAUUUGCCGGGAUUGCUGAAUCUGCUGCUAGAUCACUUCCAGAAGAGUUUGAGCACAAUGUUCGAAAACCGAGAUCGACGACAGCGUGGUAAUCGCGCUUAUGGAUGGGUUGCAAAGGAACAGGUAGCUAGUGACGAUGAAGAGGAAGAUCAUUGUGAUCGGAAGGCAAUUGAAGAUGUGAAGCUGGAAGCUGACGUGGAGGUGAAGAAAGAGAUUGACGAGAUUAAAACAGAAAACGAAGAGCAGGAAGACAGCAGUGAUGAGUUACGCACACAACAACGAAUAAGAAAAUCAAGCAAACGGAGAAUUGACGUUGAUUUGGGAAGCGUUUUGGAUCCACCGAAUCCCGAGGAUCGGAUACUGGUAUUCCAUUCGGCUACAAAUUAUACAAUGAGCUCCCGGAAAGGUUUGCCGGUAAAGAUUCAGCCGGCAGAAGAUGAUGUGUUCAUACUGGAGCACCGAAGGGACUGGGAUCGAUUGGCAGAUCAUCGGUAUCAUCGGGAAACGGAUGUCGGUGGUGACCCGUGGACAGCUGGAUAUUCGGAACCGGAUCCGCAUGAGUACAUCAUGGAUACGUUCCAUGCCGAGUUUGUAGACAUUCCAUUUGCAAGGAUGCUGAAAACUAGUAAAAAGUAUAAGGAACGUUGCAAGAAGUUGAACAACAAUAAUGUCAUUAAGCCGGCAACGAAAAGCGUUGAAAGUGAUCCAGAGAGUAGCGAUAGCGAACGAGAAGAGUCGAAGACCACGGCCAAUGGAAGCGAUAGGAUAGUUAAUGGUGCCGGAGGAGUGGACAGUGGUGCUGAAGAUGAUUCCAAGAGUGCCGUGAGCAACUUUGUGGUAAAGAAGGAAACCAGCGAAGUGAGUGCUUCCAGUGACGCUGACUGCCGGGAGAUUGAUAUGGAGCUUGAAAAGAGCAAUCUCUCAAAUGGACCACAAGAAUCGAGUGCCGGUGGAGAGGAACAAGCGGAAGUUAAGAUGGAAAUUGAAGAAGAGGAGGAUCAGUGUAAGGUGGAAAAAGAUGUGGAAGAGAAACCGUUUAACGUGGCAGCGUCGGUGCGUGAUCCGGCCAAAAUUUUGAAAAGACGUCGUAUAAGCGACUACGAAGAUGAGUGCUAUACACGGGACGAGGCCAGUUUAUAUUUGAUCACGGAAGGACACGAUGCGCUAGCAAGGCGGUGCAUAGCAAUUUCGAAUAUUUUGAGGAACCUCACGUUUGUUCCAGGAAAUGAACCUGAGUUUGCUCGAUCUAUUCGUUUUUUGUCUGUUUUGGGCAAGCUGUUGAUGUUACACCAUGAACAUCCGAUUCGAACGAAAAAGACUCGAAACUAUGAUCGAGAAGAGGAUGCCGAUUUCUCCGAUUCGUGUAGCAGUUUGCAAGGAGAAUCCGAAUGGUGGUGGGAUUUCCUGGUACAAAUUCGAGAAAACAUGUUGGUUUCGAUGGCAAAUAUUGCUGGUCAGUUAGAUUUGUCACGGUUUGAUGAGCCAAUUUCGAGGCCUAUUUUAGACGGAUUGCUACAUUGGUCUGUCUGUCCUUCGGCCCAUGGUCAGGAUCCUUUCCCAACGCUUGGAUCAAACUCAGUAUUAUCACCACAAAGGCUAGCGUUGGAAGCCUUGUGCAAAUUGUGUGUUACCGAUGCAAAUGUGGAUCUUGUGAUAGCGACACCUCCCUUCAGCAGACUGGAGAAGCUCUGCUCGGUGCUAACCAGGCAUCUGUGCAAAAACGAAGACCAAGUCCUGCGAGAGUUCUCGGUCAAUCUGCUCCACUAUCUUGCAGCAGCAGACAGUGCAAUGGCCAGAACCGUGGCGAUGCAGUCACCCUGCGUAUCCUAUCUUGUAGCUUUCAUCGAGCAGGCCGAGCAAACCGCACUCGGUGUUGCCAAUCAACAUGGUAUCAGUUACCUGCGGGACAAUCCCGAUUCCAUGGGAACUAGCCUUGAUAUGUUACGAAGGGCAGCUGGAACUCUGCUCCAUUUGGCGAAGCAUCCGGAUAAUCGGCCGCUGUUUAUGCAGCAGGAACAGCGACUGCUAGGUUUGGUCAUGAGUCACAUUCUGGACCAACAGGUUGCACUAAUCAUCUCGAAGGUCCUUUUCCAAUGCUCUCGAGGGACUGGUCCACUGACCACUAUGGAGAUAGAAUCGACCUUCAACAAAGUUGAUAAUAAAAAACCUUCCGAGAAGGAUGUCUCAGAAUCGGCAAAGUCUUCUAUGCAUUUAAAUUCGAUCAUUUCCACUAGCGGCAACAGCAGCAGUUCCACCAAUGGAAGCUGCAACAAAGAUAGCAACAACUCUAACGGUGGCAGCAGUAGCAAUAUAAUCGCCGCUAACAGUUUGCCAACAAACGCCAGCAUCCCGGUCGGAAAAACUCCCACUGAACAGCAGCAAUCACCUCUAUCUCCAUCACCAUCGAUGCCUGCCCCUGCUGCACCGGUAAGCGGAAGUUCUGGCCCACCUGCGUUCGUUCCACCUCCAGCAUCCAUGGCAGGAGGAGCAACACCUGCCCCUGCUGCUAUUGCUGCCCCUGUCAACUCGACGGAACCAGCGCCAACAACGGAAUCAACGACAACAACGACGGCAACGGCAGUUCCGGCUACCCAACAACAGCAACAACAACCGAUCACAGCUUCCUCGUAGUGGAAGAAAUCGAUGAUGCUGAAGCACAUCCAACUCUAGAAAAGAAGAGAACCGGAGACCCGGAGUACCGUCGUGCGUGUGCCCGUGAUUAAUUGUAUGAAAGAGACAGAAAGAGAGAGCAUCUUUAAAAUAUUUAUAUAGUUAUACAUACUAGACAAUUACACGAGAGAAAAACUAUAACAAACAAACAAAAAUUGACCCAUAGUAGGACACCGCGUAAGGAGUAAAACCAAGAAGUAAAGGGAAGUUAAUAUAUUAUCUGUGUAUAGUAAGCUGUAAGUAAUUCCCGUUAGUAUUGGCAAAGCGCGGCACAAUAGAAUGUGCAGGAUCAAUAUGUAUGCUUAUUGGGGAUGACUUCUACUAAGUACAUGUGUAUUGAGAGGUUUUGACGACGACAAUUUUUUUAGAAAGUGUACGCGCAAAGCUGGUGUAAUAUAACUACAAAGAGCAGAAAAGAAGAAAGAAAAAAACUAUGCUAAUGUUAGAAUGAUUUAAUGUGUAGCCAUUAUUAAUAGACGUCAAGUAAAAUUACUUAACUAGAGCAACCCGUUUAACUUUGCGAGAGAUGGAGUAUGAAAGUGAAAAAUGAAGAAGGGAGAAUAUAAGUACAUCAAAACUUCAGACAUUCACGAAUGGUGUCUGAACCGAAGUUGAACUGCAAUUAUUGACAUUAUUCUGAAAGCGCAAACUAACUUGCGAUGGAUUUGGUCCUAUUAAUCAAACUUGACUUGAGCAAAUGUUUCAACAGUUAAGUAACAAUUUGAGACAUUUGCUGUUUUCCUUUUUUUUAUUUAGGAUUGAGAGAAUUUCAACUGAUUGCACAAAUGAGUAAUUUUAACAGUUCUUACGUUUUUGAACUUUAGAACCUAAACUGGUUGAGAUAAAUAUUUUUCUUAUUAAUAAAACUAUUUUUUAUUGAAUAGUUUUGAAGCGAAAUAGAAUUGAUGAAAAAUUAGAAAUAUUCUAUCAAAAAUAACAAAUUUUUAGAAUAAUGAUGAAAAGUUGUAAACUCAGUUGAAAUGUCUCUCAAAAAAUGCACGCAAAACUUAUGCAGGGAUUUGUUUUAAAGUUGUUUUUGUUUGAUAGUUAUUAACCGAGUCAUUUCAAUUAUCGAAAUAGUUGGUCUGAACUUAAUUCAUUUAUGCAGACUAACAUCCCCAAUUAAUUGUGUUGAUCGAAAAAAAUAUUAUGUUCCCAUUCAUUGGAGCUUCUUGCAUCAAAUGACUUUUUCUUCUUUUUUGAUUAAAGAUACGAUUGACGUGCAAAUGUGCGCACGCGUCGAAAUUUAAUUGGAGAAACAAUACGGAAAUGCAAAAGUGUAUACUCAUAGCGUUAAUUGAUGGAAGCAUGAUUUUAAUAACAGAAAACACAACAAAAAGAAAAAACAAAAACAAGUAAAAACAGUGAUUGUACUAGUAGAUGCUGCCUUUGGAGCAGAACAUUUUAUGUGGUAUGAAACUUGUAAAUUUAAUAUAGUAGAAAUAUGUAAAUUCAACAAAACAAACUACUUAAAAUUACGCACUGAUGUGUGUACGUUUGUGUGUGUGUUUAAAUAUGGAAUCACACCGAUAAUUGAGGGACUAUUUGAGCGUUUUGUCGGUGAAUUAAAAUGAUUUUAGUCAUUGCGCUUUUUAAGCUUAUCAUCUGAUAAAAAUAGAAGAGAUUCCAAAACAAAUAUUUUUUCUGGAAUGUUUGUUUGUUUCACUCGUUUUCAAUCUAUCGAAAGUUCUUAAAGCGCAGUGGAUUAAAUUUUUAAGAUUCAGAAACAGAACAAGAGAACUCUGUAAUUAUUAAUUUAUUAACGAAUGUUUCUCCUAGAAAGACGAUGUAAUCAUAAACGUGUUGCUAGAAGCAAAUCACACACGCGGUCAUUGAAGGGGCAGAUAUGGAUCUAUUAAACUGAUUUAUAGUGGAAGUAAAUUAAUGUGUUAAAGUGUAGCUAAAACAAAAGGUAUAAAUAUAACAAACAUACAACAAAAAAGGAAUGAAAUAGGAUACACGAUUAAGGAACAAACUAGAAUAUUGAUGCUGUAUUUCAUACGAUUGAAUGCGAAAACAACAAACACAAGCCAACUUCAAGUACUAGGGUGUAUGGAUUUGUCAAGAAUAAGUGGCUCUCCUAUUGGCGGACACAGUUUGUGGUGGACUGUCUCCUACCAAUUACGGGGUCUGGACUCCAUCGCCCUCAGGCAGCACACAAUCGUAGCUGUUGCAGAAAACUGAAAAACAUCUAUUAGACACGAUUAGAAUCUCUGUUAGAAACCAGCCCUCGUGGGGGUUGUAGAUCGAUAAGCUAACUAUUGUCUGGUCCCACAGCUUCGGCUGGUAAAUACCCAAAACUUGUAACCUAAUCGAAGGAAAAUCGAAAACAAAAAACAUAAACUUUGAACAAGAAGAUGAAAAACAAUUGCUGCUGACAACUAGUGAGAUAGUGAGGAACUGCCUCUCCGGCUGUGGUGGACGGAGGGGCGGAACCGGUAGAAUUAUUUAAGCUUCGGGACAUUGUAGCUGUGGUAAUUGACAAAAGAAAACGUAAAAAAGAGAUAAUUUGAAAAUCCCUUUUUGCUUCUGAACGAGUAAUAUUCGAAACAUGAAUUUUCUUCCCGGAAAACGUUUCGUUUGUUGUUUACUGAAUGUGCGUGUGUGCAAAUCGAUGCAUGGUAGUGACCCAUGCGAAAGAAAAUAUAAUUUUCGCAUAUAUUUAAGCGAUUUUUAAAUAAUAUACUAGACCCCUAUCAACUAUAACCAUGUACAUUCAAAAGAAUCACCCAGAAGUUAAGCAUAACGAAGAAGACAAAAACAAACAAAAUUGCGCGCCGUGUGCGAGGAAAAUAUUUUUGAUUUUCUUCCAGUUACUAUUUUGUACAAGAAACUACCAUCCAACCUAUAGCGCUAUUUAUUUUGGCUGCCUAAAUGUUUAGUUUGUUUGUUUUAUUACCAUCGGAACAUUUUUUCUUGUAUUGUUUCGUGUUUUUCUAACACACAAUACUGAGGUAAAGGCAGCAGCAAUUUACGAAAGUACUGGUACCGUUAGUUUCCUUUAUUUAUUAUAAUUAUGAAGGAUUAUGAUUCAACGAUUUUUGCGCAGCCCACAUGAGCGUAUCCGACAAAGCAAACCUAUUGAAACAAGUAUAAACAGACAAAAUAUAAAAGAGGACAUGCACUUCUGGAACCUAGAUAAAGCGUGCGCGAAUGAAUGAGAGACCGAUUGAAAAAAAUGUACGAACUAGAGCCAACGUUAGUCUGUAGGAAAAACGGGAACUCUACAAGUAACCUAUUAUUUAAAGUAAAACGGCAAAAACCUUGAAUGAUGUAAAAAAAGGGAAAAAAACCCUAAAUCCCCCUACUAAAGUAUAUGAAUGUCAAAUAAAUUCAAUUAAGAAUAAUUUACCAUCGAGCAGAAAAAAAAAACCCGAGUGCAAA
This is a messenger RNA of Uranotaenia lowii, 9762 nucleotides long. It is a transcript of the gene osa, whose product is annotated as trithorax group protein osa. Lineage: Eukaryota; Metazoa; Arthropoda; Insecta; Diptera; Culicidae. The transcript has 14 exons. Gene Ontology annotation, molecular function: nucleosome binding; DNA binding. The coding region runs from base 1 to 6339 and encodes 2112 amino acids. Gene Ontology annotation, cellular component: nBAF complex; SWI/SNF complex; brahma complex. The record is from RefSeq and is a predicted model, not a curated record. Gene Ontology annotation, biological process: regulation of transcription by RNA polymerase II; chromatin remodeling; positive regulation of DNA-templated transcription.